Molecule: messenger RNA, 2159 nt
Organism: Sphaeramia orbicularis (orbiculate cardinalfish)
Lineage: Eukaryota; Metazoa; Chordata; Actinopteri; Kurtiformes; Apogonidae
Product: latent-transforming growth factor beta-binding protein 1-like
Exons: 12
Coding region: 330-2159 (609 amino acids)
Molecular function (GO): calcium ion binding
Source: RefSeq, a predicted model, not a curated record
GCCGGGGUCGGGGCCGGGGUCGUCGGUUGCUGACGGCGGGAUGCGGGUCUCCUCCAUCUCCACGCAUCACGGAGCCUCGGGGCAGCCGCACACUUACAACGUGGAGCUCACAGCCAACUUCGGAGGCCAGGUCCGGACCCGCAGGAUGGGGGUCCAGGGGGUCCAGGGGGCCUCAGCCCCGCAGCAGCAGCAGCCGGGCCACACACAGGUCCUCCAGGUGUCCGGAGGUGAACGUCUGUGGAGGACAGUGCUGCCAUGGAUGGAGUAAAGCUCAGGGGUCGCAGCGCUGCACAAAACCCAACUGCAUCCCACAAUGCCAGAACGGAGGAAUGUGCCUCAGGCCUCAGCUCUGCGUCUGCAAGCCUGGCUCAAAGGGGAAAGCAUGUGAGCAGAAGACGCCGAUGCCUGCUCACCCCUUCCCAGCUCAGCCUGGGAACGAACCCACCACCGGGAACACCAACGGACACACGCCCGGUCAUACCAAUGGACACAAUGUGGUUCCCCAAAGGCCCAUACCUCAGCAGGUGCAUCCCAACGGUUACGCCUCUGCACAGCCUCCCAACAGCAUGGCCCAGAUGAAGCUAAACGUCAAACCGGCCCCUCAACUCGUACGGCCUCAUUACAUCCAACAACACAUCCAACAGCAGAUCCGGCCCAUCCCCGUCCACCCGGGUCAGAGCCAGCAGUACGUCAUCAAACCCAAAUACUACCACACACACACCACACACACUCAGAGUCAUGUCCAGUCCACACCUGAGAGGCCCAUCCCCCUGACAGUGGGACACACCCCCCUCCACGUUGGGAACCAUACAGGAAGGAUCAAAGUGGUCUUCACCCCCACCAUCUGCAAAUUAACCUGCAUAGGAGGCAGAUGCCACAACAACUGUGAGCUGGGAAACACCACCACUAUCAUCAGUGAGAACGGCCACGCCACCGACACCCUGACAGCGCCCAACUUCAGAGUGGUGGUGUGUCACCUGCCGUGUAUAAACGGAGGGAAGUGCAGCGCCAGAGACAAGUGUCAGUGCCCGCCCAACUUCACCGGCAAGUUCUGCCAGAUGCCGGUUCACGGCGGACAGCAGCAGAACGCCGGCGGCUUCAGUCAGAGCCAGGUCCACUCCACGCACACUCUGCCUCUGACCUACAGCAACGGCCAGACACCCGUGUUCAGCCCCAGCUUCGUUAACAUCCACAUCAAACAUCCUCCGGAGGCGUCGGUCCAGGUCCAUCAGGUCUCUCAGCUGGACAACUACCACAACAACGGACGCACGCUCAAAGGCUCCCAGUCCGGCUCCGCCUCCGCCUCCUCCACGUACACCUACCACCACAGCGAGAGCAGCCAGAAGGUCCAGCACCACGGCUACAACGUGGUCUACCCCGGUCACCAUGGAUACCACGUCCCUCAGUACCAGCCGGUCUCAUCCAAGAACACACUGGGCCGAUGCUUCCAGGAGACGGCGGGCAGUCAGUGUGGGAAGCUUCUACCUGGUCUCACCAAACAGGACCAGUGCUGUGGGAUCAUGGGGACGUCCUGGGGCUUCCACAAAUGCCAGAAGUGUCCAAAGAAACCAUUUAUUCCUCUGAUAGAUUGUCCUCAGGGCUACAAACGAGUCAACAGCUCUCACUGCCAAGAUUUGGACGAGUGCCAGCUGCAGGGGGUGUGUCCUAAUGGGAACUGUGUGAACACCGUGGGCAGCUACAGGUGCAUGUGUAAACCUGGAUACAUGCCCGACUCCACGCUCAGCACCUGCAUACGUAAGUACAUCCUCAACACCCCCCCGCUGCAUCUGUGUUGUGGCUUCUCAUUCAUUAUUGGACACAUUUGUUGUCAGUCUGAGAUGGAGACGUGGCAAAUGUGUUUUCCAUCUGCCACCGAUCUGCCCGUAACAAGGAUGGCUUCAGAAGCAGCACUGAGACAUGUGAUCAGGGUGGGAUAUGACUGCACCACCCAGCAGCCAGCAUGGAGGACGCAUGAUGCAUCCUGGGAUCCGGCCCAUCCCCCGUCCACCCGGGUCAGAGCCAGCAGUACGUCAUCAAACCCAAUACUACCACACACACCCACACACACUCAGAGUCAUGUCCCGUCCACACCUGAGAGGCCCAUCCCCUGCCAGUGGGACACACCCCCCUCCACGGUGAGUCACAGCUCCUACACAUGA